Manihot esculenta (cassava) is the source of this 366-nucleotide messenger RNA. RefSeq lists its product as uncharacterized. The transcript has a single exon. The record is from RefSeq and is a predicted model, not a curated record. The coding region runs from base 1 to 366 and encodes 121 amino acids. NCBI's taxonomy places the organism in Eukaryota, Viridiplantae, Streptophyta, Magnoliopsida, Malpighiales, Euphorbiaceae.
AUGAAAGCUCUCAAUUACGUAAGAGAGUUUGAGUUGCAAAGGAUGAAGGAAUCAGAGACAGCCAAAGAAUACUCUGAAAGGCUGCUUGAUAUUGUCAAUAAAGUAAGAUUACUUGGCACUUCCUUUGACGAUUCUAGAAUCGUCCAGAAAAUGUUAGUUACUGCGCCUGAAAAAUAUGAAGCAUCGAUCACCACUUUGGAGAAUACAAGAGAUUUGUCCACAAUCACCUUGGCAGAGUUAUUAAACUCUUUUCAGGCUCUAGAACAGAGAAGGUCUAUGAGGCAGAAUGGUUUUGUCGAAGGAGCUCUUCCCGUCAGGCAUCAUGAAGAUAACGAGUUUCAAAAGAAGCAAGUUGUUUCUAAGUAA